GGGCAAGGGUGUAAAGAGCACUGCUGUAGAGUGGCCAGAUCAGCAAACUUCUCUCACGACCUCAUGAAAAUUCUAGAAGAACAGCGGUUUAUUGGAUAUCAUUAUAUCGCUGUACAAGACUACUCUCAGCUACUUGCUGUAGUUGUAGGGCUAGAAGAAUUCAUACAGAAACAUACACAGGUGAAGAUAAUAGUCAUUGACAGUCUUGCUUUUCCAUUUCUUCAACUAAGUGAUAUGUUGAAACGAACAGUGCUAUUAUGUAAGAUUUUACAAAUUUCCAACAGACUGGCUCUCAACUACAACUUAUCGGUGGUAGUAACAAAUCAUUUGACUACUCGGAUAAGUCCAGGUGAGAAUCAGCUGAUUCCUGCCCUAGGAGAGAGUUUAGGCCACUUGAUGACUCACAGAUUAAUGUUUGGAUUUCUACCAAAUGACGGAUAUUUUGCUGCUGUCAAUUUCAAGAGCCCUAGUUUCCAAAACGACUCAGCUGAAUUCCAGAUCACAAAAGAUGGAAUUCGAGAUGUACACUGAACUAUCAUGAAAGAUCAUCUCUGACACACUGAUGUUUAUAUAAACUUAAAUAAAAUUCAAUAUACUUUACACAA
Molecule: messenger RNA, 605 nt
Organism: Homalodisca vitripennis (glassy-winged sharpshooter)
Lineage: Eukaryota; Metazoa; Arthropoda; Insecta; Hemiptera; Cicadellidae
Product: DNA repair protein RAD51 homolog 3-like
Exons: 4
Coding region: 64-531 (155 amino acids)
Biological process (GO): reciprocal meiotic recombination; DNA repair; meiotic DNA recombinase assembly
Cellular component (GO): Rad51B-Rad51C-Rad51D-XRCC2 complex; replication fork; Rad51C-XRCC3 complex
Molecular function (GO): ATP-dependent DNA damage sensor activity; ATP binding; four-way junction DNA binding
Source: RefSeq, a predicted model, not a curated record